Messenger RNA from Coregonus sp. 'balchen', 615 nucleotides. The record is from the annotation of a GenBank genome assembly. Lineage: Eukaryota; Metazoa; Chordata; Actinopteri; Salmoniformes; Salmonidae.
AUGUUCAAUCCAUCUGAACAUUUACCAUCAUAUCAGCAAUAUGUUACAUGUCCUACCCAAAAUAAAGCCUGUCUGGACCUCUGUUAUGGUAACGUCCCAGGUGCGUAUUUUUCCAAGGGAACUACCCAAUCUUAGGGGGUUUGGAUCAUAACAUGGUUCAGCUCAUCCCAGUCUACAAACCGUCAGCAGUGAGAGAAGGCUAAAACGGUGGAGAUUAACAGCUGGAAUCCUGAAGUGACAGAAGUCCUCCAUGACUGUUCUGAGUCCACUGACUGGGCGGCCCCGACGGGCAGCGCCGACGACCUGGAAGAGGCAGCAGAUACCGUCUCUGAGUACAUCCGUUUCUGUGAGGAUCUCGUUAUUCCCGAAAAGAAAGUCAAUAUCUUCCCCAAUAAUAAACCGUGGGUAACUCUGGAAUUAAAAUAGCUCCUCAACCAGAAAAAAAAAAGUGUUUAAAUCAGGUGGCUGUAAAGAGGAAAGGAAAAAUAUUCAGAGGAGACUCAAAAGCAAAAUGAAGGAGUGCAAGACACAUUAGAAAACCUUUUCAAGGACAAGGACAGUAAGAAAGCCUGGCAAGGGCUACAAACCAUCACAGGCUACAAACCAAAGAGACAU